This is a messenger RNA of Gavialis gangeticus (Gharial), 5039 nucleotides long. RefSeq names its product coiled-coil domain containing 180 (gene CCDC180). The transcript has 38 exons. NCBI's taxonomy places the organism in Eukaryota, Metazoa, Chordata, Crocodylia, Gavialidae. The record is from RefSeq and is a predicted model, not a curated record. Bases 148 to 4953 code for a protein of 1601 amino acids.
UCUGCAGGUCUCGCGAGAGGAUCCCCCGUUACUAUGGCGACUGGGAGACUCCGGGCCUAGGCCAGAGGCUGCGCCGAGGUCGCGCAGUUCCAGCUGGUGCAAGGAAAUUUCUGCAAAGAAGCCGAGAACUUAUUUGUGCUUUCCAAUAUGGUGCUGGUGGGAGAAGUAGGUGUCGUUCCUAGCGGAAAAGUCUACAGGCAGAUCUUCAAUGAUGAGGUGUGCUUAGUACGCUCUUUGGAACAAGGGAGAAACAGGGCUGCACAGCAUAAGUGUCCUGUGAGCAGUGGAAAAAUCCCCCUGGUCAAGGAUCUGGAAACAUGUGCUGGCAAAGGACUGUUAUCUCCUCGCCAACAGAAAUGGGUUGAAGGAAUGCCCUAUGACGACUUCACUGAAAACCCAGUGUUCUACAAAGAGGCUACAGUAGUUCAAAAAGUUCAGGAAAGUGAAGAUGUGAUUGCAGCCCAGGAAGUCAGAGGCCUCGCUGAUUUAAUUAUUCCCGAGAAAACAAACAGCAAUAUCAUUGAGCGCCUUGCAAAGGGCAGGCAAGGCCGUCACAAUGAAGCGGUGGUUAUGAUGCAACGGGAGUUAGCCUACAUUGGGAGGGAAAUGGAACACUUCAUUUUGGAGACCGAAACAUUACUUUUAACAAAACUCGCAGAAUCUAAUAGAAAAAUUGAACUUCUUUUAAAGAAGAUUGAAUGUGACAGUGAUCUGGAAGCCUUCUCAAUUGAAAGCUUUGGGCAGUUAUGGGAUGACAUCACCCAAGUCUUAUUGCACAGAAGGCAGUGGAUUAGAGAGAUGGAUGAAACCUUAAACAAGUAUGAAGUGGCUCGAGCUGAGAAGAUAAAAGAUGUUCUGAAGAAAUGCACCAAGAUUCUGGAGGAUAUAGCCUAUCUUUUACCCCCUGAUAUUCACAGAUUUGUACAUAAUGAAGCCAUGAUGAUUAACCAAGCCCUACUGGCCAAUCGGAGGGCAAUUGCCAAGCUGUUUGUUAAUCUGAUGGAGGCAGACCUGAAGAAGGAGCUAUCUCUAAGGUUCAAAUGGCAAGACAGGGUGAAGGACUGGAAGAUCAUGCAGAAGGACUAUGUGGUACAUAGUUUCAGAAAAUUUAUGGCAAGUGAGGAGAUACAGAACCCCCUGGAAGUAAAAAGAGACUUGGAGAACAUGAAAAAGGACCAGAUUUCACUUGAUAGCCAGAGAAUGAAACUUCUGCAGCAUCUUAGUGAUUUUUUGCCUUCAACACACAAAAAAGCUGAGAUAAAUGAAUGGUAUGAAUCUCUUACGGCUUUAAACAAACGUAUAGAUACCCACAAUGUGCAGUGUAUGAUGAGAAUUCGCCUCCACUACGAGAAAGUCUGGCAAGAAUGUCUGACGGAAGUACAGAAGUGCAAGAAUAAACUGUUGAAUUUGAAGGUUUGCACAGAGGAAGAGGCUGAAAAAGUUGUGAACCCUGAAUUCUUCCAGCUGAUUGGGAAUCUACAAAGUCAGUUUGAAGAAGAACUGGAGCAAAUGGAUAUAGACUUUGAGGAACUGGCUAAACUGACUGAACAGAAUUGCAAAGACUUGUACAGAUAUUUCCAGGAAGCUCUUGUCCUUUGGGAUGUGCAUCAACUCAACCUGACCCAGCAAGAAAAUGAGCUUCAGAUGAAACUGAAGGAGUGCCGUCAAAAACAUGAAAACCAAAAUCAGAUACAGGAACUUAAUCUGGAUAUAAUUUUGGAUAAAUUGAGGACACAGAGCAAUGAAGGAAAACUGACAAGUCAUUUGGAAAGGGCCUUUUCUUCUCUGGAUGACAUUAGAGCUGGGUAUGAAACCUACCACCAAGACAUAGUGGAGAGAGUAGCGGCCUAUCCAGAAGCCAUACUGAAGGAACUGAUCGCAUAUAGCACAUCCAUCAGCCAAUACUUUAAUGUAAAGGAAGUCUUUCAACAGGGCUUGCCGGAGGAGACAGGCUCUGCCUCUGAAGAGCAAGAAUUAGUGGAGGAUUCAGAAACUGAAAAUAUAGAAGAGCAGCAAGAGGCUGAGAGUUUUUCAAGAGAAAGCGAAGAAGCAGAGCAAUGUUCUGAGAGCCUCCAGCAAGAAAAUGAGGAAACAAAUGCAGGUGAGGAUAAGGAGAGCUUAGCACAAGAAGCUGAAGAAGCAGAAAAACAAGGGGCUGGGGAGACCUCUGCUCAAGGAAGUGAAGGAACUGAUCAGUUAGAAGAAAGUGAUAAUUUUGCACAACAAAGGGAAGAAGCAGAAAUAUUUGAGGAUGAAGAGAAUCAAGAGUGUAAAGAGGAUGAUUUGCAAGGCAUUCUUCCGGAGAUCACAUUGUCUGACUGUGACGAGACAGAAAGCUCUGAAAUUAUAGCUGAGGUCUUCUUCACCACUAGUGGAAACCCUUACUCUGUCAUUAGCUGCAAGGAGUCUGACCAAACCAAGACCAAAGAGAUUUGUUGUACUAAACUUGAAAAAAAAGAUCCACUUCCUAUGUACCUGAAGCAUGUGCUUAUACCAGGCAGCUUGCUGGAAGAGCUCAAGAAACGGAUUCGUCUAGGAUUUUUUGAGCACCUGGAGAUGUGGUUUGCCCAGUCCUUGUCCAAUGCCUGCAUCAUUGUAACUGCUAAGAAAGAGGAACUGAAUUCAGAAUUCCAGCUUCGUCUUCAUCUGCAUGAACCAAGGCAUGAACGCAUAGAAAAGGAAAUCCAUGAUGUCAGGGCUGCGGAGCUGGCACAUCACCAAGAUCGUCUGGAAAGUCACUGCACAGCAUUGUUGGAAGCUCUGAACAAAGAGAAAAGUGAGUUUCUGAAAAUCCGAGAGCGUCAAAAUGACAUCAGCAAGGAGUUCCGUGCACAGAUACAGGACAUGGAGUCCAUCUUCCUCACUGCCUGUAAUGCUGAAAAGUUGAUUUCUCUAAGCAACAUUCUGCAUUCAGAGAUGCGUAAUCAUGUGGAAGUUAUCCAGAUUUCCCUCCGGAGUUUCCGGAACUACUUGGAGGAAGCUUUGAGAAAAUUACGAGAUUCAAAUAUGGACUUCCUUAAGUCUUGCAGAUUAUUUUCAGAGGGAGGUAACUUUUCUUCAGAAGAGGUAGAGCUUUUUUGCAAGCAUCUAGAGCAAGAAACUGCACGCAUUGACUUUGUUGAAGGAAUAAUUAUGGGGGAUAUGGAGAAGAUGGAGUCAAACUACCUAGAACAGGCUAAUGAAGUUAUCGGCAAGUUUGAAUCAAAGUUCCAUUAUCUUGCUGUGGAUCGACUCUUCAUGGAUAAAAUCCAGCGAUUCCUGACAAAUCUACAGGUGAAAAUCAAAUCAGAGGUAGCGAACUCCAAUUUGCAGGCACAGACAUUAAACUCCUAUUUGGAGAAGUUCCUCAUGAAAAUAGAUGCUUGUGCUCAUCCUACUGCAGAUAAAGAAGCUGUUACUGCAGAAGAGCUGUUUGACUUCGCCAAAGUGGUGAUGAAAGAGGUGAAAAAAAGGAGCAAAUACCUUGACUGUCUAGUGGUUCCCAGUUUAAUUUUGCCAGAGAUUGUCAUACAAGGCUCUCUCACUGCAGCAGUUCGAACAGAGAGUCUCAGAGAGGAGAACAAGGUGAUGGUUAUGGGGAUAGAGAAUACUCCACUGUUGAAUCCAAGCCGAAUGGGAAAGCCAGCAGUUGAUGAUGUAGCAGUAAGCGUCAUCAAAAAUUUACUCCAAAUUCAGCAACCCAAAAAAUCCAUAGAGCUGCGGCAUGAGAGAGAUGAACUCACGCAGUCAAAAUCAAUUGCAACUCACCUAUCCACCACAACACAGAAGGAGUCAGGGUUAAACAUGGUAAAUGAAAAUGUCCAGACCUAUCCAUCUUUCCUUGCUGCUCCUGUUGCACCCAAGAAGUCUGUCUCUGUGAACAAAAGGCUCUCUGAUUCAAGCAUACACAGAUACAGCAGACCAACUCGAACUGACAAGAAGUUCCAGAUCUUUGGAGAGAAACUUGAAGACCCUGAUCAUUUUAAAGGGAUUCUCACAGAUAUUCUUUGGAAGGCUAAUGACACUUUGCUGUAUCUUGCUGAGGAGUUCUACCGAAAAGAUAAGCAUCAAAUUACCAGGCCUGACUAUCUGCAAGAAACAUUUGAGCAGUGUGCAGAAGUGCUGGGGCAGAAGCUCCUAUCUUAUCAAGCCCAGACUGAUGACUACUACAAUUCCUGCCUCAGAGAGUUCCGAGAUCAGCUGAAGUUGUUUGAAGAACAGCUCCCUCACGUUUCCCAUCUGGCUAUUGACAGCCUUUUAGAGGAACAUGAAGAGCAGCUCAGAUGCUCCAUGGAUCAGAUUCGGCACCUCUACAGAAAACAAACAGAGGCAUGGGACAAUGCAAAGAUUGUGAACAAGAAUAAAUUGCGUCCAGCUCUUGGGCACCCAGACAACUUGUUCCAGCUGAAGACUUUAUGUGAAGAUGAGGAAAAAAGACAAAAGGACCAAGUUGAUGGGAUUCAUGACAAUACCCAGAAACUGCAAGCCUGUGCUACAGCGUGUGCCCAGAAAUUUGUUUCUGCACUAGCUUCCCUCACAGAGAGGAUGCUUCUGGAAUUCGAUGAGUGUAUCACUAUGGAUGAGGUACAGGAAGCAAGACCUGAAACCCCAAAAGAGAAGAUUUCCACUUUAAUCCGUCGUAAACAAGCAGGACUUCCCUUAGAAAUCCAUGAAUCUAAGCUGUUGCCUGAACGUAAAAGCAGGACCUGGCCAGAAAUACCAGCAACAGUGCUCACAGAUACUCCAGGUUAUGUUCUUUGCAGAGAAACUGCCUCUGUGACAACAGCCAAAACCACGUUGGGUCACCUGUCAGCAGCAGAAGCAAGAGAUGCUGCUUAUAUGAAAUACAAGCAGAGGCUCGACAAGGAGUUUGCCUGUAUCAAGGAAGAAAGUACAGCCCAACUAAUGAAGGCCCAGCACUGGGAAGACUGGUGGAAACAAUCUAUUCAGAAGAUAAAGCAGCUCUAUGUAUGAAACCAGAAUAUCUUCUUAUGUAUAGAUAAUUGUUAAUAAUGUAUCAGUGUCUCUGUUCUACAAAUAAAACUUUAUACCUCAUUAGA